AUAAUAACAGGUAGUCCUACUAACAGAAUGCUUUCUCAGAUGGGGUUCAUCGGGUCAAAAUCAUAUCGUGCAGGGACAGAGGUCUAUUUUACCAUUUUGAGGUCCUUUGGGAAAAAUGAUUUGGGAAGCCCUGCACUUGAACCAAUGAGAUAACACGCAAACACACAUACACACACGCUAUUGCCUUGUCAGCUAACCCCCUCUAGUGCCGAGCAUCCUGUACAGAUGCGCACAGUCUCCCACUGUAGCCGCCGCUUCAGCUGCUCCACCGCUGCAUCCUUGUAUAUCUGUUCACUGUCCCCAUCGCGCCGUAGUCCGACGCGCAUUGCCGUGCCAACAACAGGAUUUCUAAAGUCUGUCACGACUCUGUGCGCUACGGAGACGCACUAUAUUGAAAAGGACGUUUUAGUGUAUCUUUGAAACAAUGCAAUACCGGCGACUGAAGUCCGUGGGAAAUCUUCAAAGUUGUUAGUAGCUAGGUGUUUCUCACCUUGUCUGAAAUUUUGAUUUCACUUUAGAUAUUUUUGCGACUUUAUCCAAAAUCUUUCCGUUCCGCGCCAUCUCCGCCGCCUCCAGGAAAGGGAUGGAUCUCCUUUUGUUCCGUCACCCAGCAGUUCUCUCCAACCGGGACCAAAUGUAAGGACCAGGACCGGUGGAUCAGUGCUUGUGGAGGAUCCAGCCGCGCUUAUCUCAGACCACGUUACCUCUCGGCUAGAAGUACCUCAGAUAAAGCCGGGUGAUGGAUGUUGCAGCAGACAUGAGUUUUGGAAACAGAUUGUUCCUCGUUUCACUCUUUCUUGGAAUUGUCCUCACUCGCGUCAGUCAUUGCAACCAAGUUGUGCUGCUGGAUACGACGUCUGUGCUUGGAGAGCUUGGAUGGAAGACAUAUCCUAUAAAUGGGUGGGACGCCAUCACAGAGAUGGACGAGCACAACAGGCCCAUACAUACUUUCCAGGUUUGCAAUGUGAUGGAGCCCAACCAAAACAACUGGCUUCGCUCCAACUGGAUUUCUCGACAGGCUGCCCAAAAGAUCUACGUGGAGCUUCGCUUCACCUUGCGUGACUGCAACUCCAUCCCUUGGGUGUCUGGCACCUGCAAGGAGACCUUCAACCUCUUCUAUCAUGAGACUGAUGAGGCUCACGGUGUCAAAUUCAAGCCUGUACAGUACACCAAGAUCGACACCAUCGCUGCCGAUGAGAGCUUCACUCAGAUGGAUCUCGGAGAUCGCAUCCUCAAACUCAACACAGAGGUGCGCGAGGUGGGACCCAUGACCAGGAAGGGCUUCUAUCUGGCAUUCCAGGACAUCGGGGCCUGCAUUGCCUUGGUUUCAGUGAGGGUUUACUAUAAGAAAUGUCCAUUCACACUGAGAAACCUGGCCUCAUUUCCAGACACAGUGCCUCGUGUGGACUCUUCCUCAUUGGUGGAGGUGAGGGGGGCGUGUAUUGACCAUGCUGAAGAAAGAGACACACCCAAACUGUUCUGUGGAGCCGAUGGAGACUGGUUGGUUCCCUUGGGAAAAUGUGUCUGCAGCGUUGGGUAUGAGGAGAUCGAAGGCUCAUGUCUUGCAUGCCACCCAGGUUUCUACAAGGCAUAUGCUGGAAACAUCAAGUGUUCAAAGUGCCCUCCGCAUAGUUUCAGCUAUGGAGAAGGCGCUGCUAUCUGCCGCUGUGAGAAGGGCUUCUUCAGGGCUGAGAAAGAUCCUCCAACUAUGGCUUGUACACGCCCUCCAUCUCCUCCCCGCAACUUGUUAUUUAAUCUGAACGACACCUGUCUGAUGCUGGAGUGGUCACCUCCCAGUGACACUGGGGGUCGCCGGGAUCUCACCUACAACGUCCAGUGCAAACGCUGUGGCCCCGAGGCCGACCAGUGCCAGCUCUGUGAGGAGGAUCUUCGUUUCCUACCACGACCGUUAGGCCUGACCAACGCCACUGUCACUGUCAUGGACUUCUCAGCACACGCCAACUACACCUUUGAGAUUGAGUCCCUCAAUGGUGUGUCAGACAUGAGCUCCUUCCCUCGCCAGGUAGCCAUCAUCACCGUCAGCACUGAUCAGGGUGGUCCGUCUUUGGUUGGGUCUCUGAAGAAGGACUGGGCCUCUCCAAACAGCAUUGCUCUCUCCUGGCAACAACCUGAACACACAGCACUGCCCAUCCUUGACUACGAGAUCAAAUAUUAUGAGAAGGAACAUGAGCAGUUGAGCUACUCGUCGACACGCACCAAGGCUCCCAGUGUGAUCAUCUCAGGUUUAAAACCAGGGACCUGGUAUGUCUUCAGUGUACGCACCCGCACGCCAGCUGGAUACAGUUCCUACUCCCCUAAAUAUGAAUACGAAACAACAGGAGACUCAUCAGACAUCGCUUCCGACCAAGGCCAGGUGUUGGUCAUCGUCACAGCAGCGGUUGGUGGCUUCACCCUCCUCGUCAUCCUCACCCUCUUCCUCCUGAUCACUGGAAGGUGUCAGUGGUACUUUAAGGCCAAGAUGACUUCAGAGGAGAAAAGAAGGACCAGUUAUCAGAAUGGACAUGUCCCUUUCCCAGGAAUAAAGACCUAUGUGGACCCUGAUACAUAUGAAGACCCUGCGCAGGCCGUCCACGAGUUCACCAAGGAGAUCGACCCGCCCAGGAUCCGCAUCGAGAGGGUGAUCGGAGCCGGUGAGUUUGGCGAGGUGUGCAGCGGUCGCCUGAGAACACCGGGGAAGAAGGAGAUCGCCGUGGCAAUAAAGACACUGAAAGGCGGGUAUGUUGAGCGCCAGAGGCGGGACUUCCUGCGCGAGGCGUCAAUCAUGGGCCAGUUUGACCACCCCAACAUCAUCAGGCUGGAGGGCGUGGUCACCAAAAGCAGGCCUGUGAUGAUUGUGGUGGAGUACAUGGAAAAUGGAUCACUGGACUCGUUUCUGAGGCAUCAUGAUGGUCACUUCACUGUCAUCCAGUUGGUUGGCAUGCUGCGUGGCAUCGCCUCGGGCAUGAAGUAUCUGUCAGACAUGGGCUACGUUCACCGAGAUCUGGCUGCUCGGAACAUCCUGGUCAACAGCAAUCUGGUGUGUAAAGUGUCAGACUUUGGUCUGUCCCGAGUCCUGGAGGACGACCCGGAGGCUGCUUACACCACAACGGGUGGUAAGAUCCCCAUCCGAUGGACGGCUCCUGAGGCCAUCUCAUACAGGAAAUUUUCCUCAGCCAGUGACGCGUGGAGUUACGGCAUCGUAAUGUGGGAAGUGAUGUCAUAUGGGGAGCGACCAUACUGGGAGAUGUCCAAUCAGGAUGUGAUUCUGUCUAUUGAAGAGGGCUACCGGCUGCCUGCACCGAUGGGCUGCCCCGUGGCUCUGCACCAAUUGAUGCUGCACUGCUGGCAGAAGGAGAGGAGUCAUCGGCCAAAAUUCACCGAUGUUGUUUCCUUCUUGGAUAAACUGAUCCGUAACCCCAGCAGCCUGCUGCCACUGGUAGAGGACAUUCAGAGUCUACCAGAGUCUCCGGGGGAGGAGAUGGACUACCCGAUGUUCAUCUCCAUCGGCGACUGGCUGGACUCCAUUAAAAUGAGUCAGUACAAGAGCAAUUUCAUUGCAGCAGGCUACAACACAUUGGAUUCUGUGGCGAGGAUGAGUAUUGAAGAUGUGAGGCGUAUAGGGGUGGAGUUGAUCGGCCACCAGAGGCGGAUCAGCAGCAGCGUACAGACCCUCCGCCUUCAGCUACUGCACGAACAGGAGAAGGGUUUCCAUGUAUGAGGACACCCUUUAACACAACCUGGGCUGGACAGAUAGAUGGACCAGACGGAAGUGAAGUUUAGACCGUCAGACGGACAGUCUACAGCCUGUGCCUGAGUCUUAACCCCUCAUUCAGGAGGUCAUUGGACAGACUACCACAGCAGACUGCCCACUGGUCUUCCUCACAUCCAGUAGUAACAGACGUUUUCCUACUAUACACCACUUACCCAGUAUACCUGGUUCUGCCAGACUAUUACAGCCUGAUAGACUUUAAAGACUGGGCCAGGCCCUCACUUAGGGGAAUGUAAUGCCUUGUUGCAGCAGCAGUACUUUGUGUGUGGAGCAACAAUAUCUAGAGAUGUAGAUUUGCAAACGUAAUCUACUGAAUCUUUUGACUCUUUUGGGUUUUGUUUUUUUUUUUUGUUCUUUUCUCGCUCCGAGUUAUGUGCUCAUGUAGCUGCUAUCAGGUGUGCAAUCGAGAAGUUUUGUCCUGUUUUGAAAAAAGUAUCCUCGAUAUUUUUUUAUUUUGGAGUUUGAUAAUUUAUCACAGAGGAAUUAUUUGCAUUGCUUUAGUUUACCCUCUCUCCAGAGAUUCUGGUACGCUAAUACUUGAAGAAAGAAGUUAGAAGCAAGCUGUGGAGAUUUCUUGAAUGUUUAAAAGUGUAUAGACAAUUAAUCAAUAAUUAUUAUCAUAACCUAAUAUCUAUAUAUGUGCAGUCCUGUAUGUGAAAGCCCUAGUAAAUCUGGAUCUUAUUUAAAAUGUUUUAUUUAUUUAAGAUUUUUAUCCAAAUCAGCAAUACAGUAUUAUGCAGUCACCUCAGUAUCUCAGAGAGAGAUGAAGAAUUGUGCAAUGAGAGAACUCUUCUUGGCAUAUAAACAUGAGGCUCACACCACACCAUCCACCUGUUUUUAUUGCCACAUGCUAAGCUUGCAGAACUGGAUCCGUUGCCUUCAGAUGAAUAACCAUACAAGUCUAUUCUGACAGUUUUUAGAAGCCAGCGUUGAGUGGUAAGCCUGAUUUUUUGGGGGAGGGGAUUGUGGAUGUUAUAUGGUGCCUGAAAGUACGCAAUCUCCUUAACAUAUCUUAACAUAUGAAUGUUCACAGAACUUAUAUAUACAUGUAGACAGGGGAAGAUUGUCUGGAAACUUAACAUGGACUUUUAUGGUUCUUCAGAAUUAGCUGAAAUCCUUUCAUACACAUGCAUUGUUUCUUUUUGUCUGCACAAACUAAUACAGGCAGUGGUUUGCACUUCUGGGACAAAGUUGAUCCAAGAUGUCAGAGCAGAAUAAUCCGUCGUAGGUGCAAAGCCACUGGAUGGAUUUCACAAAUCCAGUCUCUUCUUACAUUGUGGUCAUGUAAAAAGGGAAAAGCAGUAUGGGGAAACCAGUGUACAUAGAUGUAGUCUGAAAUGAAAAACUGUUGGAUGCAGUAGAUGAUGUCAAGUUGUCAGAUGUUUGCCAUUGAAAUCAACAUUUUUUUUCUUCAAGUCAGUGGUGAAUAGGCAGUGCUGCAGAAUAUAACUAGUUAGUUGAGUUGGAGGCAGCAGAAGUAGCUAAAACCUGGCAGGUGGAAACCAGAGAGAAAAGGCAGUAGUCGUAGUUUUGUGUGAUCAGGACAGAUGAGAGUAGAUGACUUUAAGGAAGGCGGAGAGGGAACGAACAUAAACAGCAGCAUCAUAACUUAUCAUGCGUCAUUCUAACAUCAACAGUAACAAACACACACACACACAUGUGCACACACACACAUAUUGACAUACACACACAGAAUGCCUUACAGUCCGUUAACCAUGCAAGACAGAAACACUUUAGAGUAGUUCAUAAGCUUCAGUGCAGUCACAGGACCUAGCCAUUAGUUUGAGUUGUAGUCCAUAUUCGUGUGAGCGACAACGCCCCUCUACAGCUGUGGUUUUUCUUACAAACUGGGCCGCAGUGAUUAAUGUCGAAGGCAAACUGGAUCUAGAGAUCUGUGCCUUUCGGUUAUGCAUCCAGGCCUUCAGGAGUAGGAAAAGGUGCACGCACACAUCCAAACACACACGUAUUUGCACACACACACACAUGCUCACGGUCACCACCCCUCUACAGAAUAUGGAGAAUAUCUGAUGCUGUUUGUUUAGCAUGUUCUACUGCUGAGCAUUGUUAGAACGUUCUUUUGUACAAAGUACAAGUAUACUUAUAAUUCUUGUAUUUUAUUUUUCUAUAAUUUCCAAAGAGAUGUUGUAGAUCUUGCACACUGUAAGAGGCAGUUACAGCGAAUAUUUAUUUGCAAAUAAAGAUGAACAGUUCUGGUGGUCGACUGCUCAUUUCA
Messenger RNA from Siniperca chuatsi (mandarin fish), 6002 nucleotides. It is a transcript of the gene epha6, whose product is annotated as eph receptor A6. Gene Ontology annotation, cellular component: neuron projection; plasma membrane. The transcript is spliced from 17 exons. Lineage: Eukaryota; Metazoa; Chordata; Actinopteri; Centrarchiformes; Sinipercidae. Gene Ontology annotation, molecular function: protein binding; transmembrane-ephrin receptor activity; ATP binding. Gene Ontology annotation, biological process: cell surface receptor protein tyrosine kinase signaling pathway; axon guidance; protein phosphorylation. The record is from RefSeq and is a predicted model, not a curated record. The coding region runs from base 740 to 3718 and encodes 992 amino acids.